GCGCUUGUCCCUGCUACGCUUUUACUUUGCGACCCGUUCGACAUCUAUCAACUUACCCCGACGUGACUCCUCUUUUCAGUUCGUUCGUCUCCUGAUCGCAACAAUCGCAGCCAUGGCGGACCUGGCCAGCCGCAUCUCCAAGCCGAGCGACGCGCCCGCCAGCGACGCGCCCGCCCCUGCCGAGGGCAACGGCACCGAGCAGCCGAUCGACGAUGGGCUUAACAGAGGUCUCAUCGAGUCGUCGUAUGACGUUGAGGUGAAGCUGAGCGACCUGCAAAACGACACCGACAAUCCGCUGGCCUCGGGCGUCUCCUCCUUCGAAGAGCUCGGCCUUUCCAAGCAGAUCAACGACGGCCUCUUGGCUAUGAACUUCAAGAAGCCCUCCAAGAUCCAGGAAAAAGCCCUGCCUCUCAUGCUCAGCAACCCGCCGCGCAACAUGAUCGCCCAGUCGCAGUCGGGCACGGGCAAGACGGCCGCCUUCGUGCUCACCGUCCUGUCGCGCGUCGAUUUCACCCAGCCUACGCAGCCGCAGGCGCUGCUCCUGGCGCCCAGCAGAGAGCUGGCGCGCCAGAUCCAGGGCGUCAUCAAAACGAUCGGCCAGUUCUGCGAGAACCUGAUCGUCGAGGCGGCCAUCCCCGGCUCCAUUUCGCGCGAGACGGGCGUCAAGGCCAGCGCGGUGGUGGGAACGCCGGGCACCGUCUUGGACCUGGUCCGCCGCCGCCAGUUCGACGUGUCAAAGUUGAAGGUCCUGGUUAUUGACGAGGCCGACAACAUGCUGGACCAGCAAGGCAUGGGCGACCAGUGUCUCCGGGUCAAGAAUAUGCUCCCGAAGAAUAUCCAAACUCUCCUGUUCUCGGCCACCUUCCCCGACAAGGUCAUGAACUAUGCCCGAAAGUUCGCGCCGAACGCGAACGAGAUCAAGCUCCGCCACCAGGACCUCACGGUCAAGGGCAUUUCCCAGAUGUACAUGGACUGCCCGGAUGAGAGCAAGAAGUACGACAUCCUCUGCAAGCUCUACGGUCUUAUGACCAUUGGGUCAUCCGUCAUCUUUGUCAAGACGCGCGAAAGUGCCAACGAGAUUCAGCGGCGGAUGGAGGCCGACGGACACAAGGUCUCAGUGCUACACGGCGCGUACGAGGGCCAGAACCGCGACGCUCUCCUCGACGAUUUCCGGUCCGGCCGGUCCAAGGUGCUCAUCACCACCAACGUCCUGGCGCGCGGCAUCGACGUUUCCAGCGUGUCCAUGGUGAUCAACUACGACAUCCCCAUGAAGGGGCCCGGGGAUAGGGAGCCCGAUGCCGAGACGUACCUCCACCGUAUCGGCCGCACCGGCCGCUUCGGGCGCGUCGGAGUCAGCAUCAGCUUCGUCUACGACCGCAAGAGCUUCGAGGCGCUCUCGCAGAUCGCCGACUGGUACCAGAUCGACUUGGUGCAGCUGAGCCCGGACGACUGGGAUCUCACGGAGAAGAAGGUGCAGGACGUCAUCAAGUCGAGCCGAGCGCGCCCCGAGUACGCACCCAGUGCGCUCGGAAACUGAGGGAAGACUGCUCUGUGUGAGAAGGGGGAAAAAAGGAUCACAGCAGUAUCUGAGAUUGCAGCUUUGCGACCUGUUUCCAACCG
Thermothielavioides terrestris NRRL 8126 is the source of this 1620-nucleotide messenger RNA. RefSeq lists its product as uncharacterized. Gene Ontology annotation, biological process: poly(A)+ mRNA export from nucleus. Gene Ontology annotation, molecular function: RNA helicase activity; ATP binding; RNA binding. The transcript has 3 exons. The record is from RefSeq and is a predicted model, not a curated record. The coding region runs from base 113 to 1537 and encodes 474 amino acids. Gene Ontology annotation, cellular component: cytoplasmic stress granule; nucleus. Lineage: Eukaryota; Fungi; Ascomycota; Sordariomycetes; Sordariales; Chaetomiaceae.